GGCUCAGUUCAAUUCUGCUGUUUACUGAGGCUGCACGGACACACACUGUCCAUGGGGAGUACGGUCCGACCCAUCCUGAUGUCUUUGCCGUAGCAACAUGACCCUCAACACCCAAAGAGAGAAGCAGCCCCUGCGACGGCGAGGCAGCAUGCCCAUUCCUCCCGGACAUUUCUCCCAACACCCAUCUUGCACUCGGGAACCCGGGCUACCCUGCAGCACCCCGCCCGACCCAGAGCAGCCCCGUCCCCAGCGCAGCCACCCUCCUCUUGGACAGUCGGCCUCCUAUCACCCCGGUGACAAAUCCCUCCACUAUCGUGCCCACUGGAGUUCAGACUCAGACAACGACUCGCAGAGCGACUCGGACUGCGUUUAUAGAGUUGUGUUGCUAGGCGACCACGGUGUUGGAAAGACCAGCCUGGCAGGAAUAUUCGCCGGGAUCACGGACAAAGAUGAUCAAACUGGAGAGGACACAUAUGAGCGAACACUGACAGUAGAUGGAGAGGAAACCACGCUCGUUGUCAUGGACACCUGGGAGAACGACAAACUGGAGGGGGAGGGCGGCUCCUCUCAGGACGACUGUCUGAAAGUGGGAAACGCGUACGUCAUCGUCUUCUCCGUCACAGACCGCUCCACCUUCGACUCCGCCGCUGAGCUCCGCAUCACAUUGCGACGCACCCGUCAGGCAGAAAACCUUCCCAUCAUCCUUGUGGGCAACAAGAGCGACCUGGUACGGUCCAGAGAAGUCGCUAUAGAAGAGGGCCGAGCAUGUGCGGUGGUAUUUGACUGUAAGUUUAUAGAGACGUCGGCAUCUCUGCAGCACAAUGUGGCCGAGCUGUUUGAAGGCGUGGUCCGACAGAUCCGUCUCCGGCAGGACGGCGGUGAGGCUGUUCAGCAGCGCCGCUCCAUCUACAAACGCAAGGAGAGCCUUACCCAGAAGGCCCGGCGAUUCCUGGACAGACUGGUGGCACGCAACAACCAGCGCAUGGCGGUCAAAGUGCGGUCCAAGAGCUGCCACGACCUGGCCGUCCUCUGAACACGUGUCCACCAAGAGUCUCUUAUUUUUGGACUUGUUGACGUUCUCGCCGGUCGUGAUAUCAUGGACGAUGGUGUCUGCUGUGACUGUCACGCUCAGCUUGCUGACAGCCAGAUAAAAACAAUCCGAACGGACGAAUGGAGUCAGCGGAUUUCAACAUUCUCACUGUGAUCAGUUAAACCAACUCAUUUCCCUGACCUUUGACCUUUGGUUGAAACAUUUCUGUGAUUUUCCUUCUGAGUAUAAAGAUGCUGAAGACAACUGUGCAGCAUCAUCACUGUUAAAGAUGGAGUGAGUGUUCAGAAUCUGUAUGGGUGUGUGUG
Paralichthys olivaceus (Japanese flounder) is the source of this 1356-nucleotide messenger RNA. RefSeq names its product RAS (RAD and GEM)-like GTP-binding 1 (gene rem1). Gene Ontology annotation, biological process: negative regulation of high voltage-gated calcium channel activity. Lineage: Eukaryota; Metazoa; Chordata; Actinopteri; Pleuronectiformes; Paralichthyidae. Gene Ontology annotation, molecular function: GTPase activity; GTP binding; calcium channel regulator activity. Gene Ontology annotation, cellular component: plasma membrane. The record is from RefSeq and is a predicted model, not a curated record.